GACAACGCCGCCCAUGCAAUGCAAUUGAAGAAACUGUUCCAUCGGCCUGCAAAAGGGCCGCCCGUUGCUGUGGUCCCUUGCCUUGUGCGUAGGACCGGUAAAAGAUCGCAUUUGGUUAAAGAGGCGCCCGUAAGCAGGUAGCGUGGCGCAUGAAUCGAGGGACAAAAUAUGGGGCUUGGCGUCCCUCACAUUGACGAUGUUCUACUGCAACGCGCAAAUAAGCCUCAUCUGGUGGAAAUUGUAAGGGUUGGCGUGGACCAAGGGCAGAAUGGCAAAUCUACAUGUUUGCAUCUAACAACCUCGUGGGAGUGGAGAGCCACUAGGCCGAGUUAAGAUGCAAGUGGGUGGUGGCGCGCGUCUAUGGUAGUCGAAUGGCAGACAGGGAACCCGAAAGGACCCGCAGGGCAAACGGGG
Messenger RNA from Bipolaris maydis ATCC 48331, 414 nucleotides. NCBI's taxonomy places the organism in Eukaryota, Fungi, Ascomycota, Dothideomycetes, Pleosporales, Pleosporaceae. The record is from RefSeq and is a predicted model, not a curated record.